Marasmius oreades (fairy-ring Marasmius) is the source of this 1728-nucleotide messenger RNA. RefSeq lists its product as uncharacterized. Bases 1 to 1728 code for a protein of 575 amino acids. Gene Ontology annotation, cellular component: membrane. Gene Ontology annotation, molecular function: nucleoside transmembrane transporter activity; symporter activity. The record is from RefSeq and is a predicted model, not a curated record. Lineage: Eukaryota; Fungi; Basidiomycota; Agaricomycetes; Agaricales; Marasmiaceae. Gene Ontology annotation, biological process: nucleoside transmembrane transport. The transcript has 12 exons.
AUGUCGACGUUCGCCGAUCCGCCCCAUUCAGAUGGCUUCCAAAGAUCGGCUACCAUACAACGGAAACCUUCGGGGUCCUCAGGUUCCAUCGAAGACGAGAAACGGGGCGCCGACCCAGAAGUUGUGGUCAACAACGGUGAAGACAGAAUCGAUGAAGAACAUCUUUCGAGCCCUACGUUCUAUCAAAGAUUUCGCCCUUUUAUCCUGGCAGUAGUGGCAGCCGUGAUUCUGGGAUGGUGGAUUAGCUCAAUUGUGCUGAAGGCAACCCGACAUCGUUGGAUCGUUCAGACGCUCUGGGCAUGGUUCUUCCUUCUUGUCAUUGCCUUCAGGUUCAUACCUAAUCGAAUCGUCACGAAACCGGUCGGUGCAGUCUGGGGAACUCUCGUUUCAGGACCUUUCUUCAAGCUUCCCUACAUCACUCGUCUCGCUAUCGGAUGGUUGUGUUUAGUUGCUAUCGUUUUUGGCUCCGCUUUCGGUUUCAAACCGCCAAAUGGUUCGACCUAUGUCGACCGUGUGAUUUCGGUUUCCGGACUUGUCCUGUUCCAGUUAUGUUUCUAUGCUGCAUCUAAAAGUCACAAGGAUAUCUCCUGGCCCACGGUUGUCGUUGGUCUCUUCAGUCAACAGGCAGUCGCCCUCUUUGUUCUCAAGAGCAAUGCGGGUUUCUCCAUCUUUAAAUGGGUUGCUGACCUUGCGGCCGAUUUUCUAUCACAAGCCAACCCAGCUGCCCAAUUCUUCUUUGAUGCGGAAACAAUUGGAAAACACUGGUUCUUUGUCAACACGCUCGCUGCAAUCAUCUUCUUCAUUGCAUUCGUGCAGGCUCUCUAUUACCUUGGUGUCAUGCAAUGGGUCCUUGACAAGUUCGCAUGGUUUUUUUUUAAGAUCAUGAACGUUUCGGGAGCUGAGGCCGUUGUAGCCGCCGCUUCCCCCUGGAUCGGUCAAGGAGAGUCGGCUUGUCUAGUCCGUCCCUACGUUGAUUUAAUGACUGACUCGGAACUUCAUUUGACGAUGACAUCUGGUUUCUCUACCAUCGCCGGCUCUGUGAUGAUAGCCUACAUCAACCUGGGUGUUCCCCCACAGAAUCUGGUCACUUCAUCGGUCAUGAGUAUACCCGCGUCAAUUGCGAUUAGCAAAAUGCGUUUCCCUGAAACGGACGAGCCUGUCACUCGUGGGCGAGUCGUCAUAGACCGGGGAGUGGAGAAGAACAAGCCUUCCAAUGUCGUCCAUGCAUUCAGCAACGGCGCCGUCUUUGGGCUUGUCGUUGCUGGACAGAUCUUGACCAACGUGCUGACCGUUUUGGCCCUCGUUGCCGCCGUUAACGGGUUCCUCACCUGGAUUGGCAAAGGCUUCGGUAUCCAUGCCCUCACGCUGGAGCUUAUCCUGGGUUAUGUUUUCUACCCGGUAACCUUUUUCCUCGGUGUCCCACGUCCAGAAAUCCUCCGCGUCUCCAGACUUCUUGCUACUAAACUCGUCGCAAACGAGUUCGCAGCGUACCUCACCCUGCAGGAUUUGAUGAAAAGCGAAAGUCCGCUUUCAUAUCGUGCACAUACGAUCGCUACAUAUGCUCUUUGUGGUUUCGCAAACCUUGGUUCUCUAGGUAUCCAAAUUGGUGUUUUGGGUGCCAUGGCUCCUUCGAAGAAGAGUGUGCUUGCUAAGAUUGCUUUCUCUGCUAUGAUUUGUGGGUUCCUGUCGACUUUGCAGACAGCAGGUAUUGCGGGUAUGCUUGUAUAA